Messenger RNA from Jatropha curcas, 1374 nucleotides. Its product is annotated as formyltetrahydrofolate deformylase 1, mitochondrial. Gene Ontology annotation, molecular function: formyltetrahydrofolate deformylase activity. Lineage: Eukaryota; Viridiplantae; Streptophyta; Magnoliopsida; Malpighiales; Euphorbiaceae. Gene Ontology annotation, biological process: 'de novo' IMP biosynthetic process. The record is from RefSeq and is a predicted model, not a curated record.
AUGUCAGCUUCAACUACCAUCCAAAAGCUAAGGCCGCCAAAGAUUUGGUGGGUGCCUGAGCUUCUGUAGUUCACAGAACAGUGAUAAGUGAUGAGUCUAAUACGAAGAAGGGUCUCCUCAGGCCUUCCUCAAGUUUUUGGAUUUGCAAAAAGGUCCUUCAAAUGCUUGAAAUUGACUGGGGACACUCUCGAUUCCUCUUCCUCUCCUUAUCUAACCCAUGGCAUCCACGUUUUUCAAUGCCCAGACGCGGUUGGUAUUGUUGCUAAGCUAUCAGAUUGCAUUGCUUCCAGAGGUGGAAACAUUCUUGGGGCUGAUGUUUUUGUGCCUGAAAACAAGAAUGUCUUCUAUUCUAGAAGUGAGUUCGUUUUUGACCAAGCUCAAUGGCCACGGGCUCUAAUGGAUGAAGACUUUCUUAAGCUAGCAAAAAUGUUCAAUGCAAAAACGUCUGUUGUCCGGGUGCCUGAUCUAGACCCCAAAUUCAAGAUUGCUAUUCUCGUUUCAAAGCAGGAGCAUUGCCUAACUGAUUUAUUACAUAGAUGGCAAGAUGGAAAAUUUCCAAUUGAGAUUACCUCUGUAAUAAGUAACCAUGAAAGAGGCCCAAACACACAUGUGAUUCGCUUUCUUGAAAGAAAUUGUAUUCCUUAUCAUUAUUUGCGCACAACCAAAGACAAUAAAAGAGAAAAUGAGAUCUUGGAUUUGGUAAAGGACACUGAUUUCUUAGUACUUGCCAGGUAUAUGCAGAUAUUAUCUGGUGAUUUUUUGCUGGGCUAUGGGAAAGAUGUAAUUAACAUUCACCAUGGCCUUCUGCCAUCAUUUAAGGGUGGGCAUCCAUCAAAGCAGGCUUUUGAUGCAGGUGUGAAAUUGAUUGGUGCAACUAGUCAUUUUGUGACUGAAGAGCUUGAUGGAGGGCCUAUUAUCGAACAGAUGCAGGUUGAGAGAGUUUCCCAUAGAGAUAAUUUGCAGAGUUUUGUGCUGAAAUCAGAGAACCUGGAGAAACAAUGCCUUGCAAAAGCUAUAAAGUCAUACUGUGAAUUGCGAGUAUUACCUUUUGCAGAAAACAAGACUGUUGUGUUUUGAGGUGAACAGAUGGAGAAAAGCAGUUGAAAAUAGUUAUAUCUUGUAUGUGCCAUUCAGUUUACUCAUUACAAUUUUUAAGUCUACUCAUUGGCACCACUUUGUUGAUACAUUUUAAUACAUAACCCACAAGUGGAAGCCAUAAAGUAAAAGUCAAGCGUUCUUUUUCGUCAGCUUGCCGGAAUUACCAUACUUCCUCUAAUUUACUAUAGCUUAUUUUGCACACCUUUGAUGCAUCUGUAAACUGUGCCUUACGUGAAUUCUUAUAGGAAUUUUACAAUAUUGCCUUUUGCCCUUUGA